AUGUCCAUCAAAUAAGAUGGCGCCGUCCAUGACAAAAUUGUGUUGAUCGUGAAGUAUAUUAAAUCAACCGUUCUAGACGUUAGGAUUCGUAUCAAGACAUAACACUGACCUGCUUGCAGCCAGCAGUAAGGAUUCUGCACUGGAUUUUGGAACAGUAGACUCAAAGCUACACAUUAACUUUAAACUUGAGACGAACUAAUAAUCAAGCAAGAUGACAACAGCUGCCAGACCGACCUUUGCCCCCGCUCGGGGGGGUCGAGGAAAGGGUGAAGGGGGUGACCUGAGUGCUAUGUCAAAGCAGUAUUCUAGUCGAGAUCUACCUGCACACACUAAACUGAAAUACAGGCAAAGUGGACAAGAAACAUCAGAUGACGUCAGCCGUCGUGACUUCCGUAAAGAACUGGAAGAGAGAGAACGAGCUGUAGCCAGGGAGAAGAGGGGUGAUCGUGGGAAUAGAGAUUCUUCAAGUAGUGUGAGUAGUGGCAGUGCUAAGAGACCACGCAUUGAACAAAUCCCUGCAGCAAACCUGGAUGCUGAUGAUCCAAUCGAUAAAGAUGAUGAUGAAGAUAGCGACUCCUCCGACAGCGAUGACGACACGGCCGAUCUGCUUGCUGAGCUUAACAAGAUCAAGAAAGAGAGAUCCCUAGAGCAGGCUAGAAAGGACCAAGAGAAGAAACUUGAAGAGGAGAAAAUCAGAACGGAGAAUAUUCUAAGCGGCAAUCCACUGAUGUCAAACUCAAACAAAAGCGACUUUAAAGUCACUAAAAGAUGGGAUGAUGAUGUCGUCUUCAAGAACUGUGCGAGAGGAGAGGAUGACAAGAAGGAGAAACAAUUCAUCAAUGACACGCUCCGGUCGGAAUUCCACAAGAGAUUUAUGGACAAAUAUAUCCACUGAUGUCAGGGUCAACGCACUUUGUAAAAACUUAAACAAACUUUCUACUCACCAUGAAAACUAUUAUGAAUUGAAGUGGUUUAUUUUAUAUCAAAAAUAACCUCUUAAAAUAAAGCAUUAAUAGUUUUUGUUGUUAAACAUUUGUGUGGGAUUCUUUAAACCAAAGCAUAGAGUCAAGUUCUUUUUGACUGACUUAAAUUAUCAUCAUCUUUAAUCUCGUUUUCAAUAAAGAAACCGGGAAACAGGGAUGAGAAAUUUCUCUCAAGUAAAGGCCCGGUCACACAGGCCUCGAUAACGAUAACGAAAACGAGAAUGUUA
Asterias rubens (European starfish) is the source of this 1210-nucleotide messenger RNA. Its product is annotated as spliceosome-associated protein CWC15 homolog. Gene Ontology annotation, cellular component: catalytic step 2 spliceosome. NCBI's taxonomy places the organism in Eukaryota, Metazoa, Echinodermata, Asteroidea, Forcipulatida, Asteriidae. The coding region runs from base 212 to 895 and encodes 227 amino acids. The transcript has 8 exons. The record is from RefSeq and is a predicted model, not a curated record. Gene Ontology annotation, biological process: mRNA cis splicing, via spliceosome. Gene Ontology annotation, molecular function: RNA binding.